Messenger RNA from Solanum pennellii, 740 nucleotides. Its product is annotated as beta-phellandrene synthase (neryl-diphosphate-cyclizing), chloroplastic-like. Gene Ontology annotation, molecular function: terpene synthase activity; magnesium ion binding. The record is from RefSeq and is a predicted model, not a curated record. Gene Ontology annotation, biological process: diterpenoid biosynthetic process. The transcript has 5 exons. The coding region runs from base 219 to 740 and encodes 173 amino acids. NCBI's taxonomy places the organism in Eukaryota, Viridiplantae, Streptophyta, Magnoliopsida, Solanales, Solanaceae.
CUCAAUAAAUGUGGUAGCUAACUAGAGAAAUUUCUUCAUUUUUUAUCCCUCCAUCCCAAAAAACAACACACACAAUAUUCAAGGAUGAUAACUGGCUAUAGAAGCAAAAUCAUAAUCAUUUCUCAUUAUAAAUUAGGAAAUGGGAAAACAAUUUCAUCCAAAGAUGCAAUUUUCCAAAGACAUGUAGAGUAAGAUGCAGCCAUAGUACCACUUCAUCAAUGGAUGGGUUUGAAGAUGCAAGGGAGAGAAUAAGGGAAAAUUUUGGGAAAUUAGAGCUAUCACCUUCUUCCUAUGACACAGCAUGGGUAGCUAUGGUCCCUUCAAGACAUUCACUAAAUGAGCCAUGUUUUCCACAAUGUUUAGAUUGGAUUAUUGAAAAUCAAAGAGAAGAUGGAUCUUGGGGACUAAACCCUAGCCAUCCAUUGCUUCUAAAGGACUCACUUUCUUCCACUCUUGCAUGUUUGCUUGCCCUAACCAAAUGGAGAGUUGGAGAUGAGCAAAUCAAAAGAGGUUUUGGCUUCAUUGAAACGUAUGGUUGGGCAGUAGAUAACAAGGAUCAAAUUUCACCUCUAGGAUUUGAAAUUAUAUUUUCUACUAUGAUCAAAUUUGCAGAGAAAUUAAACUUGAAUUUGCCUUUGAAUCUUGAUCUUGUAAAUUUGGUGAAUUGCAAAAAAGAUUCAACAAUUAAAAGUUCCCACUAUGUAUCCAACAAAGAUACAUUCAUUGCUUUGCUUGGUUGA